UGAUCGAAGCGCUUCCACAACCAGCAAAGCGGUGGCAGCAGAAUCGUGUAACGUGUCUGAAACAUGCAAACACCUGUCGGAGGGAGGUCCAACACCUGUCCUCGUCGGACACUCCACAGCGCGAACGCCACUCUCUACUACCUCGUCCUCCUCGCACGCCGCCGCUCAACUCAACUUCUCCCCACCGCGAGACCCUCGCCGCCUCCAGCUGCACCAUGCCGCUGCCGGAAGAACACGUCGAGGAGGCACCGGAGGCGCUUCUGGAAGAAAUCCUGGAGCAGAUCUUCCUCCGCCUCCCGCCGGACGAGCCGGCGUGCCUCGUGCGGGCCUCCCUCGCCAGCAAGCUCUGGCUCGCCCUCCUCAACGGGCCUCGCUUCCGCGGCCUGUACCGCGACCACCACGGCCCUCCGCCCAUGCUCGGCUUCCUCAGCUCCACGCCCUGGGACGAGACUGAGGAAGGAGACCCCGCCGCCGUCCCACCUUUCGUCUCCACCACGGGGUUCCGCGCGCGUGUCCCCGACGGCGGCUGGGGGCGCACGGACUACACCGCGUGGGACUGCCGCCACGGCCGCGUUCUCCUCGGCGAGAAAGAUAGCGCGGUGCUGCAACUGCAAGUCGACAGGAAGCUCGCCGUUUGGGACCCCGUGACAGGCCGCCGGAGGGAGCUGCGGGAGCCCGAGGUGGUGUACGGCUACGGGCUCUACGCGGCCGCGGUGCUCUGCGCCGUCAGCGGCUGCGACCACCUCGCGUGCUACCAGCGCCCCUUCCGGGUGGUGCAUUUCUGCCUGCACAGGCCCGAUGGUGCCGAUGAUUUCGUCGCGCAGGCGCGCGUGUCCUCGCUGGAGAUGUGCUCGGAUGCUCAUCCUGCUCAAUGGAGCGGCCCAUGCCCUGGUGUUUCUAUUGGCGGCGAUGGCCACAUCCUGGCAAUGCCCCCCGUCCUGGUCGACGACGCCCUCCACUUCAUGCUCGCCCAUGAUGGCUUCGGCAACGUUCAUUUCGCGGAAAUUCUGAAAUACGACUUGACCCGUAACUGCCUAUCAUUGCUCGAUGCGCCCAAGGCGGGGGUUGGCAUGGACGCUGCCUCCAUGCUCAUGGCGAUGGAGGAUGGUAGCUUGGGGUUCGCACACCUGAAGAGGUCAACCCUCUUCGUAUGGUCAAGAGCCGUCGGUUCGGACGACGGAACCGCAGCAUGGGCUCAGCGUAGGGUCAUCGACCUCAAAAACCUUCUGCCCGUUCAAGAUCCCCAGAAGGAUGAUAUGAGGCUGCUUGGUUCUGUGGAGGGCGGCGAUGCCGUGUUCGUCAGCACGGACCUGGGCAUCUACAAGAUUGAUCUGAAGUUGCUACGGCAGAAGAAGAUAUCAGAUGGAGAGUAUUUGGUUUCUUUGAUUCCAUUCAUGAGUUUCUACAAUUCACGAGAAAAAGGCGAGACCCUGUGACAGCAGCGCGAUGACAGUGUGUGGUGGAUGUGGUUGAGGAAAGGAAGCCAAUCUCAUCAGCAAGAAGGAUGACCAACUUGGAUGCGACAUGGUUCUUUUGAUGCUUGUGUCGCUAUUUAGUACUCCCUCUGAUUCAUAUUAAUUGACUCUAAUACGGAUGUAUCUAGAUAUAUUUUAGUUCUAGAUACAUCCAUAUUGAAGUCAAUUAAUAUGAAUCGGAGGGAGUAGUUGGUUUGGUGCUGUGGUGCUUGUUUUUUGGUACCGUUGUUGGCUUUCGUCGGUAAGCUUGGUAGUGUCCCGAUGUUGUCGUGUGUAAGCGGGUAGAUGUUUUAUCAUGUAAUGAACCUCUAGUUUUUUUUUUUUUCAAGCAGAAAACAUGUGCUCCUUUGUUUAGUUUGGCUAAAAAAAUGCACCGCAGACAAUAGCUUUGUCUCGCCAUUUUAAAAG
Lolium perenne is the source of this 1883-nucleotide messenger RNA. NCBI's taxonomy places the organism in Eukaryota, Viridiplantae, Streptophyta, Magnoliopsida, Poales, Poaceae. The record is from RefSeq and is a predicted model, not a curated record.